UCCUUCUUCGCCAACCUUUAUAGGGUUUCCAAACCCAAUUUGAAAAAUUGAUUUACAUUUUCCGUCACUUCACCCCAAAAGAUUUUUACCAAAGUCGUCACUAAAGAAUCCUUUUGCUGUAUUUAUGCGGCAAAAUUCGGAUAUGGUAAUGGUGGUUUCGGAAGCCUAGUUGAAGUGAGAUUGUGAAAAAGUGGGUGGUAGAAUUUGGGAUCCGUCAAUGACGUUGUUGGCAGCCUGUGGAGGUGAUACAGUGAAGUUGUUCGAUGCCUCGGUCAAGCCCGGUGAUCCUUGCUCAUUGAGCUAUACCCCUUCUCCUGGAUUCCAAGUCAAUUCAGUGAAGUGGAACCAUACCAAUUUGGUUGUGGCCAGUGCUGGAGAUGAUAAGAAGAUCUCGCUGUGGCAUAAAAAUGGGCAGAGCAUGGGUACCAUUCCUGACAGUGGAGACAACAUAGAGGAGUCUAUAAUGGCUAUCAGCUUCAGUAACAAGGCUUCCAGAUAUCUAUGCUCUGGAGGAAGUGGUCAAGUUGUACGGAUAUGGGAUUUGCAAAGAAAGCGCUGUAUUAAAUGGUUGAGAGGUCAUACUAGCACUAUUACAGGUGUAAUGUACAACUGCAAAGAUGAACACUUGGCUUCUAUCAGCCUUAGUGGGGGCCUUAUCCUUCAUAACCUUGCUUCUGGUGCAAGGGCUGCUGAACUCAAGGACCCCAAUGAACAGGUGUUGAGAGUUCUUGAUUAUUCCCGGAUUAGUCGUCACCUUUUGGUGACUGCUGGUGAUGAUGGUACUGUUCAUCUGUGGGAUACAACUGGUCGGAGCCCUAAGGUUUCAUGGUUGAAGCAACAUUCUGCACCGACUGCUGGUAUUAGCUUCUCUCCAUCCAAUGACAAGAUAAUUGCUAGCGUGGGUCUUGACAAAAAAUUAUAUACUUAUGACACUGGUUCUAGAAGACCGUCAUCUUGUAUAUCUUAUGAGGCACCAUUCUCUUCAUUGGCCUUUAGGGAUGAUGGAUGGAUGCUGGCAGCUGCAACAAGCAAUGGUAGGGUUGCUUUCUAUGAUGUUCGUGGAAAGCCACAACCUUUUGUCGUUCUUCAUGCUUAUGGUAGCUCUGAGGCUGUUACGGGCUUAUGCUGGCAAAGGUCAAAACCUGUAAGUGUCAAUGAAGCUAAUUGCACUGCUGAGACAGCACUUGUGGGAGAUUCAGUUGAAGAUUCCAUCCUUAUGCCGGAUCCUUUACCUUCUGCAACCUCAUCAAGUGUUUCUCUAUCUACUGUUAUGUCAAGUUCUAGGAAUUCUGCUCGUGUAAAUGCCUCUAUUGAAGCAUCUUCGCUUAAAUCAUCUAGCAGUGGAUUGGUGUCAAGCAUGCUAAAUGUGUCUAGUGGAGAGGAAACACCACAUCGAAGCCAUUUAUGGCCAGGUGGAAAUCUCUCAAGGCUAAAUGCUCCACGUUCUAAUUAUAACUUCAAAGAUGACAUGGAGGUCUUCUCCCCCCUUGUGGAUGUUCAACCAAUAACACCCUCACUAUGGGAUGAGAAUGGAGCAAAGAAGGAUAACAUAUUUGCAGAUAGGAAACCUUCAUCACUGUUGUUUCCUUCAUCUAGCAGGAGAUUUCCAAAUACAGAAGAGGGCAGCAUUGAUCAUCCAAUAUUUGAUUGGAAAUCUGGCUCAAUUUCCAAGCAGGAUGAAAUUCGAUCUUCAUUUUCACCUGUGGAAUCAAUUGCUCCCCCAUCUUCGAAGGAUGAAGCUUCUUCAAUCACUCCUCCAGAAGCUUGGGGUGGUGAGAAGUUAUCUGAAAAAUAUACUUACCUUCGUCAAUCCAUCAAUGCACCUUCUCGUUUUGGGACGUCAGCUUCUGGUGUUCAGACAGCAGGAUCAAUGUCUUCUGGAUUGCAGGCUUCCUCAUCAUCAGAUGUUACUUCUCUUGCGACUUCAAGCAUCAAUUUUGCCAAUCUACGCAGCAAAGAUGUCUCCACUAGUCAGGAGACUUCAUUAGGUUUUCCUGAUCACUUGUCUUCUAACUCCUUGGCUAUCAAUACAAAAUCCAUUCUUGGACAGGUUAACCUGGAUUCCCCACGGAUCUCAUCUUUGACCCGGCGAUUUUCCACUUAUGCGGAGAGAAUAAGCACUACAUCUACCUUCAGUGAUGGAGUAUCUCUUUCUGUAGGAUCACCUAAGAUGAAAAAAUAUGGAGCAGAAACAAGAGAAGAACUUCUUAACAACUUGCUGCUGAAGUCUGAUGCAUCAGUUUCAACAGAAUCAAGCUCUGUAUUACCUGCAAAUGGUGUAAGCGCACAACCACAGAAAGCAUCUCAGUCAGAUGCACAGCAAGGUUCAUUUACACUCCAGCUUUUUCAACGAACCUUGGAAGAAACUCUGGAUUCGCGUCUGAAACCCAUACAUGAGGAUAUGAGGAACCUUCAUAUUGAAAUGUUAAGGCAGUUUCAUCUGCAGGAGACGGAAACAUUUAGCGUGAUGAAAUCCAUUCUGGAGAACCAAGCUGAGUUGAUGAAAGAAGUGAAGUCUCUUCGCCAGGAAUUUCAACAGCUCCGGCAACUGCUUUGACUUCUGUUAAUAAAGUUGUAACCUCUUUUUUUUUUUUGGGGCCCCUUCUAUCCUGUGUGGGGUUUGUUUGUUCGUUGACAAAUUGACGUUUAAUGUAUGGCCUGUCAUAGGUGUCUAGAUUUGCUUCUCUAUGGGCAAGAGAAGUUUAGGAGGCGAUGAUUGAAGAAAAAUAUGGAAGGGAAAGAAGGAAAAUUGCUUGUCGCUAGAUUAGGACUUUAAAAAUGUACAGAAAUGAUUAUUUGCAGAUUUGUAUGGGUGCAUGUCUGUUGAUUGAUCGAUUCAAAAUUUGAUUUAAUUCGAGUUUCUGAUUAAUUGAUCAA
Neltuma alba is the source of this 2877-nucleotide messenger RNA. RefSeq names its product protein NEDD1. Bases 218 to 2557 code for a protein of 779 amino acids. Gene Ontology annotation, molecular function: gamma-tubulin complex binding; protein binding. Lineage: Eukaryota; Viridiplantae; Streptophyta; Magnoliopsida; Fabales; Fabaceae. Gene Ontology annotation, biological process: regulation of phragmoplast microtubule organization; positive regulation of cytokinesis; cell plate assembly. Gene Ontology annotation, cellular component: kinetochore microtubule. The transcript has 10 exons. The record is from RefSeq and is a predicted model, not a curated record.